GGGUUGAUAAGGAUGAGGAUGAGGAGUAAGGAUGAGGAGUGUAGUAAAUUGUAAAGUAGUGUAUAGAUUAAACGAUAGGGUGUAAACCUGCUGAACCACCAGGUUUUUCUUGAGCAGUAGAAUUCCCUGCCUGAAAUUCUUUGCGGUUUCAGUCGCCUCUCUUUUGUUGCUUUUGCCUCUGUCUUGACUUGAGUGGCAACCGGUCGUGGCGUCACCCAUGACAUUCCGAACUCUCGUUUUGAAGCCUCCAGAAUUGCAAUUUGUUCCAGGAGAAAAGUUCAGAGGCUUGUAAUCAGCUGUCAAUCACACUGGUGUCCACUCAUGUGCCAUACUUUCUGUUCUAUUGAAGAAGACCUGAAACUAGUAAUUGAGACCAGAAACCCAUCAUAGAAUGUUUUUACUGACAUUGUAAAUUAUGGAAUAAGAUUUUUUUUAAUCAUUCAAAAAUAUUCUAUUUUAUUUGUUUGAAAAUACACUGUUUGCAAUGAUCCAAAUUUUGUCUCUUUUAUGGUCCCUGACUUGUUCUUUGCGGCGUGUUUUUUUAUUUGCACUUUUGACAAUGGGCGGGUCUUAGGAAGCUGCUUGCUGAUUGGCUACUGAGAUUAUUUUGUCAGAUGUCGACGGGGAAAACGACAUAGCCUUUACCGCGACAUUUUUUUACUUGUUAUAUAGUCUUACCAGGUCAUCUUGGCCCUUUUUCCAUUAUUUUUGCAAACGGUGCAGUCUGCCCCCUGGUGUCUGUUCAAUAUAUUGCUAUUCCCGUGUUGGAUUUCAAGUUUUUGUUCCUUUUACUUCAUCCUUUAUUAUCAUUAUUCAUUAAUUAUUCUCAUCUUUUAUUCCGAGGGAUGAGCUGACUCGAUACUAAGUGUUGGUAUGGUGCAAAUACUGGCCAAAAUCAUUCAAUCAGAUACUGGAAAAAUAAAUCUGAUGCUGUCAUAAACAAAUGUCUCCCAUGCAGUUGGAGCUUUAGCUGGUUAUAGCUGGGUAUUACCAGCUAAGUUAAUUAAAAGACAUAAAAUACUGUCUAAAAUUGAGCUCGUUAUCGGUACAUGCUCAAGGUUGUGAUAUUGGUAUCACAUCAGACACAAAAAGCAGUAUCAGGUUAUCCUCAGGCAAAACAGUUUUUGUUACAUAACUUUGUAUGAGAAGUGUAAUCGACUGAUUCAGUACUCUGUAUUUACUCAAAUAUGAGUAUAUACGAUACAUAAAGUAUUCCGCUAACUGCAAACUGAGAUUUGCUCAAUUAAGUAAGUGGACAGCUCCUUUGUUUUUACAUUUUCCCAGCUGCUGUAAAACAGUUUCCAGAGUGAGUGUAUAUUUGCUGUCACCGUGUUUAUUGCUGUAAAAUUGGAUCAGAACCAGUGGAUCUGCUGACUAAAGAACUGCAGUUACAGAACUUCGGAAGACGAGAGCUUGUUGGUUUUCUGGCUUGUAGUGCAGUGAUGCAGACAGAAUUUGUUCCAAAAAAGAUAAAGCCCUUGCCUUUUAAAUAAUUCCACGAGUUUCUCGGAGAGAUCGAGUCUCCGACACAUCUGUCGCUGUGUUCUUUGCCUCUCAAACGAGGAUGUGGUCUUUGUUUGAGCUGAGUCGGGUUGCCAGGUUUCACAGCUAUUUGGAUGCCACUGCUCUUUAGCAACACUUAAAGGAAACUGAUCUUCAUGUACAAUAAGGCAUUUGUUGCAUCCAGAGAUGAAAAACUCUCAUUCAGACCGCAAUAAAAUGAUGCUGUUUGCCCUGGUUUUAAAUAUGGUGUUAGCAUGCCCACAGGAAGAUGCUAUAUAGCUGAAACAGCCUUUAAUUCCAAAUGCAAUAGCCGUAAUAAAUGUCCUUCAUUAUCAGUGUGUGAGUGUUUUCUAGUUGUUGUAUUCUGAUUGACGUGAUAUGUUUUUGAAUUACUCUGUGAAGCCAAGGUUCUAGGAAAGUACAAACAUUCAUGAUACAUCUUGUGUCACAAUAAAGAAAACAAUCAAUUGCCCCUCAACGUGACAAUGUGUUGUUCUUAUCUGACUUAAAAUCACUCAUGUGAUUGCUGCGAACAGUGAAUUCCACACAAAUUCAUCAUCAUGUGCUCUUCUCCGUCUCUAGUGUCCCCUCCUCCUUCAGAGUGUGAGGUGGACGGGCUCCCCGGUGGUUACGGGUCCAGGGACACCAUCCUCACACCUGCUGUUAAGAAGGACUGGAAGAGACGCAGGCGUGAGCACCUCAAACGUAUCGACAGCUGCAGCAGCUGGGAUCCAGGCCACGCUGAGGCUGGCAGAGGGAAACCGCAGCCUGCAUUUGAACUGAGCGGACGAGUAGCCAUGCGGUGCUCCACCCUGCUCGUUAUCUUCACCGGGGUGAUGCUGUACUUGGUGCUGGGCGCUGUGGUGUUCCGCACCCUGGAGACUGAGCAAGAGGAGGGUAUCCACGUUAAGCUGCAGCACACACGCCGGGAGUUCUUGUCGGACUUCAGCUGCGUGGAGCCAGACAACCUUCGGUCUCUCAUAGAGGAGGUGGUCAAUGCCAUCGGUGCAGGUGUGGAUCCUAUCAACAACACCACCUUUGUCAGCCAAUGGGAUCUAGCCAGUGCCUUUUUUUUCUCAGGGACAAUCAUCACAACCAUUGGUUUUGGAAACAUCUCCCCAAAGACAGAAGGAGGCCAGCUGUUUUGUAUUUUCUACGCCCUGGUGGGAAUCCCAUUGUUUGGUAUCCUGCUCGCUGGUGUCGGAGACCAUCUGGGUACCGGGCUGAGGAAAGCCGUUGCCAAAAUAGAGACUCUCUUCCUGAAAUGGCGUGUCAGUCCCACUAUUGUGCGAGUGAUCUCCGCCGUCCUGUCCAUCCUGCUGGGUUGUCUGCUCUUUGUUGCAGUACCCAUCCUAGUUUUCCAAGAAGUGGAGCAAUGGACUCUUCUGGAGUCAGCCUACUUUGUAGUCAUCACCCUAACAACAGUGGGGUUUGGAGACUAUGUUGCAGGAGAUUCUGGCAUAGCAGGGAGCGACCACUGGUACAAGCCUCUGGUGUGGUUCUGGAUCCUGCUGGGUCUUGCCUACUUUGCAUCUAUCCUGACUAUGAUUGGUAACUGGCUGCGGGUUCUCUCUAAGAAGACCAGAGCUGAGAUGGAAGAACUACGAGCCCAUGCCACUGACUGGACUCAGAACAUCCAGAACAUGUCAGUGGAUUUUCGCAUUCCAGGAAAAAUCGAUGACCCCUUCAAACGCCGCAGGAGAAAGCGCCGCCAUGGCUCCCGCAGUCAUGGUCACAGUGUAUCAGCCACAGGGGCUCCUGAUGGGCGAGAAGUGCAACAAGAGAAUGAAACGGAAUCCGGAUCGUACUCCUCUUCCUCCUCUUCUGCCUCCUCCAACGAAUCAGGAUCUGGAACAGAGACGGACUCUCAGGUCACUCAGACAGAACGAGUGCCUGAAGAAAAAACAGAAGGAGGAAAGGAGGAAAUUGCUCGUAAUCCCCACCUGUCUCAGCCUCUGGACUACUUUGGGGAGAACCUUGCGUUUAUUGAUGAGUCAUCAGAUGCUCUGAGUGGUAAACUACAUUUGGACCCGCUGCUGGAUUCAUCGCAAACCAACUCUGCUCGCUCUCGUCAGCCAAAGAGGAGACGCCACAGGCGGCCUGUUCCACAGAGAAGCUCCAAAAACAUCAGCUCCGACCCUGACAAAAAGGAGCCCAAUGGAAACACCACACCCGUUCCAGAUCUACCCCUGAACCUUAAGGUUUGAGCGAGGAGCUGAAAACCUACUGCUGCAACAAGAGAAGUUUUGGAAAAACCUGACACAGGAGUCCUCAGCCUUGUAAUUUAUUUGUGUAUAUAUACUGCUUACUUACAGACACUUAAGAUGAAAACAUAUUGCAGAUGCCUUAGCCACUUGUGGUUUGCAUUUAAUGCCCUUUAGCAUGUGAGUGUGUAUGCCUUAAUCAAAGAUGAUGAUAAGUGUUUUUAUAUGCCAAUGUUCCCUUCACUUCACCAGGAGCUACUGCUCUCUACUGGGCCAAGAGAGAAGUGCACCUCCAUUGUCUCCACAUGAGGGCUCCCUGCUUUUUACUAAUACACAUCAGAGCAAGAGGAAACAGAGAUGAACGAAAACCUGUUUGGCCAGAAACGUAGCACAGUAAUGUUGCUGUUAGUUGGAGACUGUUACUCUCCACUCCUGCCAACAAUCACACGGGUAUUAAACAGGCUCUUACAUGUUGUUGGUUUGCAACAAAACUUUUCUAAAUGCCGUGUAAACAACCAUAAUAUUUGCAUUUUGAUGGCCAAAUGCAUUAACCCCACUGUACUGCAAACGUGUAAUAAAUAUUUUGAAGUAAA
Solea senegalensis (Senegalese sole) is the source of this 4300-nucleotide messenger RNA. RefSeq names its product potassium channel subfamily K member 4 (gene kcnk4b). The transcript is spliced from 7 exons. Gene Ontology annotation, molecular function: potassium ion leak channel activity. The record is from RefSeq and is a predicted model, not a curated record. Gene Ontology annotation, biological process: potassium ion transmembrane transport; stabilization of membrane potential. Gene Ontology annotation, cellular component: membrane. NCBI's taxonomy places the organism in Eukaryota, Metazoa, Chordata, Actinopteri, Pleuronectiformes, Soleidae. The coding region runs from base 2064 to 3710 and encodes 548 amino acids.